Molecule: messenger RNA, 933 nt
Organism: Ostreobium quekettii
Lineage: Eukaryota; Viridiplantae; Chlorophyta; Ulvophyceae; Bryopsidales; Ostreobiaceae
Source: the annotation of a GenBank genome assembly
AUGUCGAACGUCGCGAGCCCCGUGACCAGCCCCGGCCUUGCCAACUUGGACAGCCCCUUGGGGAUGGGUGUGGGCAUCGGCAGCGGUCUGCAGGGCCUGGCCACUGCUGGCCUGCAGUACGGCCUCGGGGGGGGGCUUGGUGGCAUGCACCUGGGGGACGGCGGGGCUGCCACCUCGCCCUUGGCCUCAAUCAGGAAGGGCGAUCAGGGGGGCCAGAUGGGGAUGAUGCCCGGGCUCAGUUUCCAGAGGGGUGGCGCCCCCAACGUGGGAGUGCUGGGCGGGUUGGGCAUGUUGGGGAGCGGGCCUUUGACUGAUGUCCUGGGGGUUUCUGGUCAGGGCGCCAUGCUGCAGCAGCAGAUCGCACAGGCCAACGCAGUGAACGUCGUCAAUGCAGCCAUCGCACAGCAGCAGCAGCAGCAGCGGCAGCAACAGCAGCAGCAGCAGCAGCAACGCCUGUCGGCUGCACAACAGGUAGCGAUGCAGCAGUCCGCAAGCCUGGGAAGGAGCAUGCUGUCUGGGCCAUCGGGCCUGAGGCUGGGACAAAUGGGGAUGGUCCAGUCGGAUGCUAGCGUUGGGAUUGGAAAGGAAGACAUCAUGCUGCCGCCAGACGCUGCCUCCACGUUGUACGUCGAUGGCAUACCUGCUGACAUAUCAAGGCGUGAGUUUGCCCAUGUCUUCCGGCCCUACGAUGGCUACAAGGGCUCGAGGGUGGUGAUAAAGGAGCGGGAGAACGGCAAGUCGAUGCAAGUGUACGGCUUCGUGGACUUCAGCACCCCGCAGGAGGCUGCCUACGCCAAGCAGCAGCUGCAGGGCUACCCCAUGGACCUCGAGGAGGAGACCACCAACUGUCUCAACAUAUCAUACGCCCGUCCCCUGCGAAACCCCAAUGUGGUUAGCAGGAAGGGUCACAAGGCACGUGGAAAGGCCGUGUGA